AUGCAGUUUGCAUUUGAUAAGGAAAAUAUAGAUUUAAUUAAAUUUCUUCUUGAAAAACAUGUUAUGCUUUACUACAAAGAAGAAAAUUUAAACUAUGAACCAAAAGAAAAAAAUGGUUACAAUAGUGUUUUUGAUGAAAUCGAAUCAGAAGUGGAAGAAGAAUAUUACGAGAAUGAAUUUGAUGAUCCAAAAUAUAACUUUUAUAAUGUUAUGGAUUCUGCAACUCAUACUAAUAUAGAAGCUUAUAAACUCAUUUUAGAAAACGGCGGCCAAGCAAAUGCAAAAGGAGAAUAUGAAUUUAAGUCAAUUCUUGAUUAUCAUGCUUCAAAAGGACACAUUGAUAUUGUUGAAAUUCUAAUUGAUCAUGGUGCGAAAAUUACAACGACAACAUUCGAAAUUUGCAAUGACAAUAAAUGUUUUAUUUGCUUAGUUGAUAAAGCAGACGAGAAUUUCCUUGAUAGUCAUCUUGAUUUAUUAGUAAAUGAAGAUAGCCGUCCAUCAGGCUUCUUUUUUUACAUUCAAGAUAAACUAAUUGAAGAGAUCUAUCCAGAUGAUCUUAUUAAAUGUUUGUCGAAAGCUUUGAAGGUCAAAAAUGAAAGUGUUUGUCUUUAUAUCUUGAAAAAUUUUGAUAUUCAAUAUAAGGAUGAGUUCAAUUAUUUCAAAAAUGAUGAUGAACAUUGGCUUAUCAAUGCAAUCGAAAUGAAUUCUCCAGAAUUGGUUCGAAUGCUUUUAGAUAUCAUGGAAAAGAGUCAAUUGAUUGAACAUUUCUUUGAUCCAACGGAUUAUAUCCAAAUUGGCCGUUAUGAUAAAAGGCGUCGAAUUGUUCCAGAUUAUUAUCUUCGUGCAGCGAAACAGAAUAACACAAAAAUAGUUAAAAUACUUAUUGAACAUAAAGUUCCAAUUAAUUAUGAUUCAGAAGACUUCUUCAAGAAUGCUUUAUUCUGA
Trichomonas vaginalis G3 is the source of this 945-nucleotide messenger RNA. RefSeq lists its product as uncharacterized. The record is from RefSeq and is a predicted model, not a curated record. NCBI's taxonomy places the organism in Eukaryota, Parabasalia, Trichomonadida, Trichomonadidae. Bases 1 to 945 code for a protein of 314 amino acids. Gene Ontology annotation, molecular function: protein binding. The transcript has a single exon.